This is a messenger RNA of Myxocyprinus asiaticus (Chinese sucker), 1673 nucleotides long. It is a transcript of the gene nkx6-2, whose product is annotated as NK6 homeobox 2. The record is from RefSeq and is a predicted model, not a curated record. Gene Ontology annotation, cellular component: nucleus. The transcript is spliced from 3 exons. Gene Ontology annotation, molecular function: RNA polymerase II cis-regulatory region sequence-specific DNA binding; DNA-binding transcription factor activity, RNA polymerase II-specific. Gene Ontology annotation, biological process: regulation of transcription by RNA polymerase II; cell differentiation. Lineage: Eukaryota; Metazoa; Chordata; Actinopteri; Cypriniformes; Catostomidae. The coding region runs from base 305 to 1141 and encodes 278 amino acids.
CACCGCGCAACGGCGAGUCACAUGCGGGCUAUCGAAGCACUCACAGCGGGCGUGAGAUCUCCCGACGGCCGGCGGCUGGAUUCAGGACGCUUGUGAAUCUCCCAGACCCUGAGGAACACUUUUGAUUGCAUGGGAAAACACUGCGCUUUUAAAACUUUUCAAGAUUGCUCUGGUCUGAUUUCGUUCCCUUGGAUAAGUUGUCAAGUUGUGGGCACUAAACUUUGCGUAAGGUGCACUCUUCUCCUUUGCAUGCAUAUUUUGUUAUUUCUUUCAUCGCGGUUUAUCCUGUGCUUCAUGCGCACCAAUGUUAGCUGUCGGGCAGAUGGAUCCUAACAGGCAGAGUGCUUUCGUCCUGGGCAGUACUCCACUGGCUGCACUGCACAACAUGGCCGAGAUGAAGACCUCUUUAUUCCCGUACACCCUGCAGAACCACGCGGGGUUCAAGACUCCUUCUCUGACCAAUCUGAACUCCCAGAUCCCGUUGGGGACGCCACAUGGAAUAAGCGAUAUACUGGGGAGACCCAUCACCGCAGCUGGACAGUUUCUCACGGGCUUUCCCAGGAUCAACGGGUUGGCCACAUCGGCCGGGAUGUACUUUAACCCCGUGUCCCGAUAUCCCAAACCCUUGACGGAGUUGCCCGGGAGGGCGCCCAUUUUUUGGCCGGGAGUGAUGCAGGGUUCGCCGUGGAGAGACCCGCGUGUGUCCUGUCCGGCUCAAGCAAACAUGAUGCUGGAUAAAGAUGGCAAGAAGAAACAUUCCAGACCAACUUUUUCAGGACAGCAGAUUUUCGCCCUGGAAAAAACGUUCGAACAGACCAAAUAUCUGGCGGGUCCGGAGAGAGCUCGACUGGCAUAUUCCCUGGGAAUGACUGAAAGUCAAGUCAAGGUGUGGUUUCAGAACAGAAGAACCAAAUGGCGGAAGAGACACGCGGCUGAAAUGGCCACAGCCAAAAAGAAACACGAUUCAGAGACGGAGAAGAUGAAGGAGAGUUCGGAAAACGAGGAUGAUGAUGAUGAUGAAUACAACAAACCUCUGGACCCGAACUCCGACGACGAGAAAAUCUCAAGACUGUUAAAAAAGCACAAGGCGAGUAACCUGUCCCUCAUCAGCCCCUGUAGCAACAGCUCGGACACUUUGUGAUGAUACGGAGCACUCUUCAUCAUCAUCAUCAGCCUCAGGAUCUUCUGGAGAAAUGAGGCAGAAUUAACCAGGGUAUAAACACACUGUUCACACGGAGAGACUCUGAAUGCAACUGUACAGUUAGAAGUGUAUGUGAGAUGUAUAUAUUUUUUUUAUUGAGUAAAUUAUGUUAUUAAAGCAUCACGGAGACGUGCCAACUCCCCCCCACCUUCAUCAUCUUCAUCAUCAUCACAGGUCAAUUAAAGAUGAUUUUUGGUUCAGUCGCAGAAGCAUAGCGACGCCUAACAGUUUGACAGUUUUAAUUUGGGAAACAGGUACACGUGUAUAAAGUCGGUGUUGUAAAUGAUGUGAAUAGAAUUUGUUUUAACAAUGUCCCUUUUGACCGCUUAUACUUUCAAUGGAAGGACUUUAUGUUUUACCUCACAACACGAAAAAUAGACAAAUAUGGAUGAGAAAUAUCGGACGAAGAGAAUAUUAUUGCUUCCGUGCUGAAGGAAGAAAAAACUUUGUAUUAUCAAUAAAUUAUUUAACA